Messenger RNA from Rana temporaria (common frog), 2174 nucleotides. It is a transcript of the gene CDC14A, whose product is annotated as cell division cycle 14A. Gene Ontology annotation, cellular component: centrosome; nucleolus; spindle pole. The record is from RefSeq and is a predicted model, not a curated record. The coding region runs from base 125 to 1708 and encodes 527 amino acids. Lineage: Eukaryota; Metazoa; Chordata; Amphibia; Anura; Ranidae. Gene Ontology annotation, molecular function: protein tyrosine/serine/threonine phosphatase activity; protein serine/threonine phosphatase activity. Gene Ontology annotation, biological process: regulation of exit from mitosis; cilium assembly; microtubule cytoskeleton organization. The transcript has 16 exons.
AGCCGGGGGUCUGCUGGGGGGACAGGACAAGAAAAAGAAGAAGAGGGACAUGAGAGAGUAACGGGACAGCCGGAGCGUGUGCGGGCAAUGCCGGGGGCAGCGGGGCUCUCCGUGUGAUCUGGGGAUGGAGAAUCAGGAGCUGAUCAGCGCAGCGGAGAUUAUCAAGGAACGCUUAUAUUUUGCAACCUUGAGGAACAAACCAAAAAGUACCAUCAAUACUCACUACUUCUGUACUGAUGAAGAGCUUGUUUAUGAAAAUUUCUAUGCAGAUUUUGGGCCCCUGAACCUUGCAUUGCUCUACAGAUACUGCUGUAAGCUCAACAAAAAACUCAAGAAUGUUUGGCGAUGCUGUUCUUUGAUCAAGAAGUUGAAGUCGUUCAGCUUGUCCAGGAAGAAGAUAGUUCAUUACACCAGCUAUGAUCAGCGGAAGAGAGCCAACGCAGCAUUCCUGAUUGGAGCAUAUACAGUGGUCUAUUUAAAGAAGACACCAGAAGAGGCAUACAGAGCGCUUCUUAGUGGGUCCAGCCCUCAGUACCUCCCUUUUAGAGAUGCGUCUUUCGGGAAUUGCACAUAUAAUCUUACCAUCCUGGACUGUUUGCAGGGAAUCCGCAAGGCACUUCAUCUUGGGUUCUUUAAUUUUGAAAACUUUGAUGUGGAUGAAUAUGAACAUUAUGAGAGGGUAGAAAAUGGGGAUUUCAAUUGGAUUGUUCCAGGAAAGUUUUUGGCGUUCAGCGGUCCUCAUCCGAAAAGCAAAAUUGAAAAUGGUUACCCACUGCAUGCCCCAGAAGCCUACUUCCCAUAUUUCCGGAAACAGAAUGUCACCACAAUCAUUCGGCUCAAUAAGAAGAUUUAUGAUGCUAGACGGUUUACAGACGCUGGAUUCGACCAUUAUGAUCUGUUCUUUGUGGAUGGGAGCACACCUAGUGAUGGCAUAGUGCGCAGGUUCCUGAACUUGUGUGAGAAUACAGACGGGGCUAUUGCCGUUCACUGCAAAGCUGGCCUAGGCAGGACGGGCUCCCUUAUUGCUUGUUAUAUUAUGAAGCACUACAGGUUCACACACUCUGAAGCCAUAGCAUGGAUAAGAAUAUGCCGACCUGGCUCUAUUAUCGGGCCUCAGCAGCACUUCCUAGAAGAAAAACAGGCCUGGCUGUGGCUGCAGGGAGAUCUUCAUAGAAGUAAACAGAAACAAAGCCAGCUGGAAGACGGGACAGUGAACCGGAUCUUGUCUGCAUUUGAUGAUUUGUCUGUGGGAGCGAGGUUAAGUCGACAUCAAAGUUUGGACAGGUCAGGAGAGAUUAAUUCUGAGGAUGAGUCGGAUGAAAGAAAUGGCUUGACACAGGGUGACAAACUACGUGCCUUAAAGAGCAGGAGGCAGCCACGGUCGGCUACCACUGGAGCACUACGGUUAGAUGAAAUGAAACCACAUACAAGAUCAAUGUCUCAACCUUUCAGAGUAAUCGCACCUAACAGUGCACAGGGCUCCAUGUCCCCACUGAAGUCCUCUAGAGUUACUGCAUCUUCAUCGCCAGUUGCUAGGAGAGUUGGACAGAGUUCAGGAUCUUCAAGCAGCAAAACAAAAAAUCCCUUCAGUCUGAAUCUGUUCAGUUCUAAAGGAUCUCACAGUCCUGUUAGCCCUCUCCCAGAUCCAAAUCCUUUGCCAUGGAAGAAUGGAGGAGAGACAAAGGGAAGGAAUCCUUUGUCAAGAUAAUAUCUACUGUGCAACACAAAGAAGCUAUCGACGAUAUCUACUUGCCGUAGACAUGUACUGUUAAGAUUUACUACUGACUGUUUGUUUUUUUUUCUUUGUUUUUAAAAUGUUGGCACCACUGUUGAUUUUAUUUUAUUGUUUUAAUAUUAUUUUUUAGCUUUUUUUUUUUUUUUUUUAGGGGUCCAUUCUGUUUUGUACAUAUUUGGUCUUAAAAUAAUGUCCUAAUAAGACAAGAGGAUAUUUUGUCAUGUUUUAGAAGAUGUAUGUAAUUUGUAUAUCUUACAGAAUAUAUUUUCACAUUAGGAUUGUUUGUAACCAAAAAUCAAAAGAUAUAUUUUUCUGUCUAGAAUGAUAUUUUUAUAAUAAUGUGUGCUGUGCUGAUUGAUUCUUGUCAGGCGUGUGAUUCGUGAAGAAAACAUUUGAAACACUUGCAAUAUUUGGUGAAAUAAAGGCUGUGUGUUCUGCA